Molecule: messenger RNA, 2434 nt
Organism: Rhodofomes roseus
Lineage: Eukaryota; Fungi; Basidiomycota; Agaricomycetes; Polyporales; Fomitopsidaceae
Product: tripeptidyl peptidase A
Exons: 13
Coding region: 463-2292 (609 amino acids)
Biological process (GO): proteolysis
Molecular function (GO): tripeptidyl-peptidase activity; serine-type endopeptidase activity
Source: RefSeq, a predicted model, not a curated record
UCUCGGGUCGGUCGAGUACUAUUGGACAGUGAAUAGGGUCGAUAGACGCUACCUUGGCGUGGCUGGGCUAAAGAUCGCGCGGGCGUCGUCCUCUGAUUCCUCGGAGUCGCGCUGUCACCAGGCCAGCGACCUGAACCGAGGUGCGCGUACCGAAAUGAAGACGAGGGGUUAGGGGGGUCGGAUGCACCUAUCUCGGACUCUCCUUUGCGGCCUUCAACGCGUCUACUACUCGUUCUCGAUGCGGCCCCUCCAUGUCCAAUGCGCCUGCCGACUCGGAGUCGGAUGCCUGUGAGAAGACACCGCAUCACUUGUCAAUGAUAUGUCCAGUCAUCACAUGGCGCGUAUCUUGUUCUCCCCUGUGAGCCAUCCGUCAGCCUGCAGGCUUUCAAUGGCCGCAUAUAUAUAGGUGCAUGGCAAUGGCGUGUUGCCUCCAGCCCGGCCUCUCUACUUAGACUCGCCAGGAUGAAGUCGUUCGGACUGUUCGUGGGGCUCCUCGUCGCCGCCGGUGUCGCCGCCGCGCCGGGCAAGGACUACGAACACAAGGUCAAGGAAUCUGUCGCGCCGCCCAGGGGCUGGACGAAGGUCAAGCCGGCCCCGGCCGACCACUUCAUUGACCUUCGUAUUGGUCUGCCGCAGCCCAAGUUCCAUGAGCUCGAGCAGCACUUGUAUGAAAUCAGCGAUCCCUUCCAUGAGCGCUACGGAGCCCACCUCUCGAAAGAGGAGGUCGAGGCCCUUAUUGCGCCUCACGAAGAGAGCGUGAGCGCGGUCGACGAAUGGCUUGCGAGUUAUGGGUUUGCAUCGCACGAGCUGUCGCGUUCGUCUGCUGGCGACUGGGUGAAGCUCCGCAUCCCGGUUAGCCUUGCCGAAGAGAUGCUCAAGACGGAGUACCACGUCUGGCAACACGAAGAGAGCGGGGAUGCUGUCGUCCGCACGACGUCUUACAGCCUGCCUGAGCAUCUGCACGUGCACAUCGACGUCGUCCAGCCUACUACGACGUUUGCCCGUAUGAGGGGUAUGAAGGCGACGUAUCACUAUGCAGACGAGGAAGCACGCGUUGUCAACAUCGCGCAGCCCACCAUCCCCAUCCCGUCGGCGUACAACGGACAGGUUAACUCGAGCUGCAACGGCUCGCUCACCCCCACCUGCCUCCGCGAGCUCUACAACAUCGGUGACUACACGCCCCAGGCUGCGGAUGUUAACAAGAUUGCUUGCACAGGCUAUCUUGAGCAGUACGCUAACUUCGAGGACUUCAAUGACUUCAACGCGAAGUACCUCCCCGAGGCGAUCAACUCGACGUUUGACGUCAUAUACAUCAACAAUGGGAGCAAUGACCAGAGUCUUGACGCAGCGGGUGUUGAGGCAGACCUUGACACUCAGUAUGCGUUCGGUUUGUCAUACCCAACGCCAGCUACGUUCUACACGACGGGCGGAAGUCCUCCGUUCAUUCCCGAUGACAUCACGACCUCCGACUCGAACGAGCCAUAUGCUGAUUGGCUCUCCUACAUCCUGAACGACCCCAAUCCGCCGCAGACCAUCUCCACCAGCUACGGAGACGAUGAGCAGACUGUCCCGUACAGCUACGCGACGCGCGUCUGCCGGGAGCUUGCUCAGCUCGGUGCUCGCGGCGUCUCGAUUAUCUUCAGCUCUGGUGACAACGGCGUGGGUGAUGGCGAUUCGGAUCCAGCCACCCAGGAAUGCUACACGAACAAUGGUCUUAAUGAGACGAAGUUCGUCCCAGCGUUCCCUGCGAGCUGCCCCUACGUGACCGCCGUUGGUGCGACCUGGUACAUCCCAGAAGAGACGUACUUCAUCUCGGGCGGCGGAUUCAGCAACUACUUCUCUCGGCCCUUGUACCAGGACAUCGCUGUUCCUCACUACGUGAAGAACCUUGGCAACACCUACGAGGGUCUUUACAACGCGUCUGGUCGUGCCUACCCCGACGUCGCAGCCCAAGGCCAGUUCUUCUGGAUCUUCAGCGGCGGCGAGAACUUCCUUAUCGGCGGCACGUCCGCCGCGGCGCCCACUGUCGGCGGCAUCGUAUCGCUCCUCAACGACGCUCGCCUCGCGAAAGGCCUCCCUGCGCUCGGCUUUUUGAACCCGCUCAUCUACGCCAUCGGCGCGAUCGUCCCGGAUGCGUUCAACGAUAUCGUGGGCGGGAGCAACCGUGGCUGCGGUACCGAGGGCUUCACCGCUGAGGUUGGCUGGGACCCCGUCACCGGAUUCGGCACGCCGAACUUCGGGAAGCUGCACGACAUCGCUGUCGGCAACAUUGGUGGACUGUUCGACUUCUGAAGACGAUGCUGAGUAGACAACGGGCUGCACGUAGCUUACGCUCGUCGUCCUCGGACUUGCUUCAUCUACCUAAUCUAGCGGACCUCAGAACAUGUAGCCUCGACCGUAGUAUAUAGCAUAUGGACUGCAGAAGCGUCUAGGA